Molecule: messenger RNA, 1362 nt
Organism: Aureobasidium uvarum
Lineage: Eukaryota; Fungi; Ascomycota; Dothideomycetes; Dothideales; Saccotheciaceae
Source: the annotation of a GenBank genome assembly
AUGCCCGAGGGCUGGGAGGACAACGCCGACUAUUCGCAGAUCACCGCAUUCUCGCAACUUCCCCAUCGCUUCUUCGGUACCAAUCAACACAUCAAGAUCAAUGAAGACUUUAAAGAAGCCAUGCGCCAAAUCCUGUGGCAGUUCCGUGCUCCCAUUCGAUACGCUUUCGCAUACGGCAGUGGUGUCUUUACGCAGUCCACCAACCAGUCAGCAGCCAGCGUCGCCCAGUCCUUCUCUCCUCACCCACAUCCGCCAGAGGCCGUCACCAAAUGGCAAGAAGGAGGAGGCAAGAUCAUCGACUUCAUCUUUGGUGUCUCCCACACUGAACAUUGGCAUUCGACCAACAUGCGCCAGAACCCCCAUCACUACAGUUUCUUGAAAAGCUUGGGAUCUUGGACCGUCUCAAAGGUUCAGGACAGCAUUGGCGCUGGAGUUUACUUCAACCCUUACAUCACCGUCAAUGGUGUUAUGAUCAAAUAUGGUGUAGUCAAUAUCGACACCAUCUGCAAGGAUCUCAGCGAAUGGAAUACUCUUUAUCUGGCUGGACGACUACAAAAGCCCGUCAAAAUUCUCAGAGACGACCCGAGAGUCAGACUUGCCAACCAGAUCAACCUCAUGUCUGCCGUCCGUACUGCUCUACUCAUGAUGCCUGAGAACUUCACCGAGAGACAACUCUACACAACUAUCGCCGGUAUCUCUUACAUGGGAGACCCUAGAAUGAACCCCAGAUUUGGUAGUGAGAACCCCCGCAAGGUUGCCAACAUUGUCGACGCACAAUUGCCUAGCUUCCGUCAGCUAUACGUCCCGCUCAUCGAGAAUUUGCCCAACGUUAGCUUCAACGAUUCGAGAGUCCCUGCAGAGCAUGGUUGGGAGAAAGAGGCCGCUAUCGCUAACGCUCUCUCGUCUUCUGGAAGAGCCAUCCCUGCUGAAGAUAUCAUCGGUGGCCUGGACGGUUUCAAGUUGCAGCAGGAUAUGGAUCCUAAGCGCAGAGGAAACAUGGUCCGCCGUCUACCCAAAGGUUUCCGCCAAAAGCUCUACUGGAACUAUCAGAAGAAAUUCCAGAUUCCUGGCUCAGCGUUCGACAAAGUUAUCGAAGAAGCCACAGAUGAAGAUGCUAUGAGCAUUAGGCGUCGUGAAGGUGGUGACUUCGAGCGUCGUAUCGGCACUCAGGACGACAUUCCCGAGGCUGUUGGUGAUUGCAUCAAGAAGACUAUCAGCUGGCCGAGUACAAGUCAGUCUCUAAAAGGAAUCCUGACCGGUGGACCUACUCGUUCCUGGAAGUAUCUCCAAGAGAAGCGCCAAAAAGGCAAGCUAGGCAAGGCCCAAAAAGAGGGUGAGAAAGAAACCAAAAAGGAAGAAUAA